AUGGAUCCAAAAUCAAUAUCCACUUUAACUGACCAGCAGGAUUCAAUUGGUUCAGAGAUCGACAGAAUCAUUCGCAACUUCAAGAAGGACUCACCCAGCAGGAAAACACGUCAAUAUCUCGAAGAUCGUAAAACAACUUUAGAACAGUUAUUAGCUGACUUCAAGGCUAAUGAUGAGCAACUACAACAAGCCGAUGUACUAGCAAGAACAUCGGACUAUUUCACACAAGAUUACGGCAUGGUAAUCAUAAAUUUGGGUAACAAAUAUAUCACCACAAUAACUCAAGAGCUGGAAGCAUUACUCAUUAAGGCUCAACCAUCAACAAUAAAGGGGUUGGACCUUCAGAUAAAUAAUGAUGUUGAAGCUCCUGAAAUAGUAUUACCUACUGGUGGUCAAGAGAAUGAAAUUAAUCAGGCAUUAGUCAACAGACGAAAUGCAGUGUGUAAAUCAAUCAAUCGUCUCAUCCACAAUGUGAGACAAGAUAACCAGCAACAGGUACCACAAUAUUUUGCAGUAAAAUUAGCUACGCUUACCAAGUUAUGGGAUCAGGCUGAAGGUUUAAAUUUUACUAUUCAGGAACGGCAAGACAACCCUCCUGAUUGCAAUCAUUAUCUAGCACUUGAACAAUUGGUGCAAGAUACAAUGGUGGAAUGGACUAGUAAGUCGACCAAGAUUGAGACAUCAAUUAGGUCAACUUAUCAAUCAUCGGCUACUUUGCCAACAAUAUCUCUUCCAAAGUUCAGUGGAGAUUAUUUGAGUUGGCGACAAUUCAGUGACCUGUUUGUACAACUGAUACACAAUCAAAGAAUAUCAGACUCACAGAAACUCUGGUAUUUGAAAACCAAUAUUCAAGGCGAAGCUGAAGCACUCAUCAAGCAUUUGCAAAUAUCAGAUGCAAAUUAUGAGACGGCAUGGCAAUUACUACAAAGUAGAUAUGAGAAUAAAAGAGUUCUAGUAUCAGCAGUUUUGCAACGUUUGACAGCUCAAAACUCUUUAUAUGACCAUCCAACAGUCCAAGCCAUUAAAAAUAUGCAUGACACAACAAAGGAAAGUCUAUGUGAACUUCAUAAUUUAAAUAUUGAAACAUCAACUUGGGAUCCAAUUUUAGUUCACAUACUAUUAAAAAAAUUGGAUAAAGGUACACAUUGCAGUUUUGAACAAACUCUUACUAACCCAAAGGAGAUGCCCACAAUAAAACAAUUCUUAGAAUUUUUAGAAUUGAGAUUUCAGUCACUUGAGGCUAUAGGUCUACGAGACAAUGCAGUAUAUAAACCCAACAAAAGGAUAGCCGUAACUAUGGUUUGUUCAGAUCUAUGUAAAGUUUGUAAUACAGAUAAACAUCCGAUCUACUAUUGCAAAAGGUUCAUUGAAAUGACUCCUCCUGAACGAUUAAAUUGGAUUCAACGACAAAAACUAUGUGUGAAUUGUUUCAAAUCCGAUCAUAAAGCAAAGGUUUGUGAAGCUGGAUCAUGUAAAAAAUGUGCCAAGAAGCAUAACACUUUGCUCCAUUUAGAGCAACAGUCACCUAAACCUUCAAGGGCACCAGCAACAAACACAAAGUCAACCACAACAUUGAUCAACGCUAAUGAAUCGCCAUCCAUACCAGCAACAACUAAUGCAAAGUGUACUCGUAAUUACGUUCUGCUAGCCACUGCAAAGGUGCGCAUUAUUGCAAACAAUGGACGAACGUGUGAUGUUCGUGCCAUACUCGACUCAGGGUCUCAAGUUAACCUAGUAACCCAAAGAGUAAUCAACAAGUUAUCUUUAAUUACCACAAAUUCAAAUCUAUCGAUCGAAGGUAUUGGCCGUCAAUUCGGGAACUCAAAAUCUCGCGUAAAUGUUGAACUGCAGGCUACUAAUGGAAGCUUCAGGACGAGACUAGAGGCAUUUGUACUGCCACAAAUAAUAUCAGCACAACCGUCACGAGACCUAGAUAUCUCGGAUUGGCAGAUCCCACAGAAUGUAGAAUUAGCAGACCCCAGCUUUAACAGAUCUGGAAGAAUUGACAUGCUGAUUGGUGCUGAAUUCUAUCAUACUCUACUUCAACCAGAACAAUUGACAAUAGGAAAGAAUUCGCCACUGUUACAAAAUUCGGUUCUAGGUUGGUUGGUGGUUGGUAAGACUAAAACUACAACAGAUAUUAAACCAACAUGCGCUAUUACUACAGGAGAGGUUGGUGAAAUGUCAGAAAUGAUAGAACGAUUUUGGAAGUUAGAUAACAUUGAGACUGCAGAAAGGGUUUUGACUGUAUCUGAGAAAUGGUGUGAAAAUCACUUUACUAAUCAUGUAAAGACAAAUCGCGAUGGUCGUUUCAUUGUACGCUUACCUUUUCGCGAUGAUCCCACAACACUUGGUAGAUCGCGUGAGAUAGCAUUCAAUCGAUUUUGUUCUCUGGAAAGGAAGUUACAAAAGGACCCAAAUUUAUACAAGGAAUACAUAAAAUUCAUGGAUGACUACGAGUCAUUAGGUCACAUGGAAAAAGUUUGCCCAAAGGAUGUCAAAGGAUCACAAUAUUUCAUUCCUCAUCAUUGUGUCUUGAAACCUGACAGCACUACAACCAAAUUGAGAGUUGUCUUUGAUGCAUCAGCAAAAACAUCAAGCGGUUUAGCACUAAACGAUAUUUUGCACAAAGGUCCAACAGUGCAAAGUGAUCUUUUUUCAAUACUGUUGCGUUUUAGAAUACACCGGUUUGUAUUUACGGCCGAUAUUGAGAAAAUGUACCGGCAAAUUCAAGUACAUGAUGAAGAUACAGCACAGCAGCUGAUAAUCUGGAGAAAAAGUGCUGAUGAUAUUAUACAAUAUUACCGACUGAAAACGGUUACAUAUGGAACAAAGUCAGCCCCUUAUCUUGCAACAAAAUGUCUUCAACACCUUGCGAAACAUAAUAUGACCAACUAUCCGCUUGGAGCACCUGCAUUACUUAAUGAUUUUUAUGUAGAUGACUGUUUAUGCGGAACUAACAGCAUCAUUACCGCCUUAGACACUCAACAACAACUUACGGAACUGCUCAGUAAAUCAGGAUUUAAGCUGAGAAAAUGGUGCUCAAAUAAUACACGACUCCUACAAAACAUUCCGAUAGAAGACCAAGAAAUCAACCUUGAUUUAGAUGACUCAGCCAUAAAGCCAACAAAAACAUUAGGCAUUAUUUGGCUCCCGAAAUCAGACGAAUUUUGCGGUAAGGCAGAGAUGUCAUCAGAGCAACCCAUCACGAAGCGGAUUGUGGCAUCGGACUUAGCUCGAAUUUUUGAUCCUUUGGGAAUUUUUGGCCCCAUUACUGUAACAGCUAAAAUAUUCAUGCAGGAAUUGUGGCAACAAAACUAUUCCUGGGAUGCGGAACUGUUACCUCAGGCUCAGCUAGAAUGGAAGCGGUUUAGAACUGACUUACAAACAUUAAAUACUGUGAAAGUACCCAGACAUAUUUUUAAUUCGAAGGUUCCCUGUUCGAUUCAAUUACACGUGUUUACGGAUGCAUCAGAGAAGGCAUAUGGAGCAGCUAUGUACGUGCGAGCAAUAUAUAGUGAUAAGACAAUAACAUCGAGACUAUUGUGCGCCAAAUCUAGAAUAGCACCAUUAAAGAAACAGACACUUCCACGACUAGAACUCUGCGCAGCAUUGCUGGGAGUCGAAUUAGCAGAAAGAGUUAAACAAGAUUUAAAGUAUCAAAACGUGCCAACCUACUUUUGGUCCGAUUCCAAAAUUGUUUUGUCAUGGAUAAUAUCUUCAUCUGCCUCAUUGCACACAUUCGUAGCAAAUCGUAUUAGCAAAAUUCAAGAGAUGUCACAUGCUGAUCAAUGGCAUCAUGUGGUAUCAAAGGAUAAUCCUGCUGACAUCAUUUCCAGAGGAAUAAAGGGCUCAGAAUUUGCAAAAGAAAUCUCUGAUUUAAAACAAUGUAAAGCAGUCAACAGUUCGAGUCAACUAAAUACUUUAGCACCGUUCAUUGACGAACAAGGUGUACUUCGUGUUGGAGGAAGGCUUGAAGCAUCAACAUUGCCAUAUGAUGCUAAACACCCAAUGAAGAAACAGUUUCCUGAACUAUAUUGGACAAAAUCUCGUGAAUUGGCCGCAUUAACCUUUAAAACUGAUGACUUUUGA
This is a messenger RNA of Teleopsis dalmanni, 4092 nucleotides long. RefSeq lists its product as uncharacterized. NCBI's taxonomy places the organism in Eukaryota, Metazoa, Arthropoda, Insecta, Diptera, Diopsidae. The transcript has 3 exons. The coding region runs from base 1 to 4092 and encodes 1363 amino acids. The record is from RefSeq and is a predicted model, not a curated record.